Messenger RNA from Anarrhichthys ocellatus (wolf-eel), 11205 nucleotides. RefSeq names its product BACH transcriptional regulator 2b (gene bach2b). NCBI's taxonomy places the organism in Eukaryota, Metazoa, Chordata, Actinopteri, Perciformes, Anarhichadidae. The coding region runs from base 4865 to 7357 and encodes 830 amino acids. The transcript has 5 exons. Gene Ontology annotation, biological process: regulation of transcription by RNA polymerase II. Gene Ontology annotation, molecular function: protein binding; DNA-binding transcription factor activity, RNA polymerase II-specific; RNA polymerase II cis-regulatory region sequence-specific DNA binding. The record is from RefSeq and is a predicted model, not a curated record.
GGGGGUUGUGGGCGUGGACGUGCAAUAAUGUGCCCACUUCCUGUACCGAGCCCCUGUGCUGUACUGUAAAACAGUAAGCUUACAACGAGAUCAGCAGGAUUUGCCGGCGGUGGCUUCCUGCCAUUUCACAGCAGGCAGUCAUAGGUGGAGAUCCUGUCUGUGCACUCUAGUGUCCCACUGUGCCUCGUACUUUUCCUAAUGAUGGUGUUUUUUUUCUUCUUUAAUGGCUGAGGACAAGGGGCAAGAAAGGGGAACAUUAAUUCUGAGAAGAAAAAAAAAGCAGUGAAAUGAAAGCAUUAAAAACCGAGAGCAUGACGUUUACCCCGAUGGGUUUUCCAUUCGUUGCACACUCACAGAUGUGGAAUGGAAAACAUGAAAGUCUUAUGUGUUGGGUCGAGUCCACGUACACAGCCGUUCCUGUGGGGGAGCGAUGUGUGCGCGGAUACUUGACAGCCAGCUUAAAGCUGAUUUCAUCCUGUAAUUUCAAGUGAAUGAGCGCGUAAAAUGGUAACGAUGGCAAGUCCUCUCGGGGCACGCUCACACCAGGCGUGUUUGAGGCAGUUCGGUCAUACUUUGAGUCACGUAAUAUAGAUUAAAGGGCGGUAAAGGCCUGGGGUCGAUGGAGGGGACAAACACACUUAGGACUUUCGCCCAGGAGGCCGUAGUUUGUGUCCCGCGUCAAACAAAAAAAUGUUGUUACGCAAUUUGCACACUUAACUAACGCCGUGUUUCAGAUGUUACAUUGCUUGAACCUGAAGUUGUUUUGUUUCACCUCACAACAUUAAGAUUCACUUUCACAACGUAGUAGUUGCAUGUUGGCCCGUCUGAAUACGGAAAGUAUAAUUCGCACCAAAGGUUUCACAACAAAAAAAGCUAAAUGUUGACAUGUAUUAUUAUGUGCUACAGAAUUAGCCCAGAAUGUUAUACUCCUAGAGAGACUAACUGAGUAAUUAAGUAAGAAAAAGACUAAAAAUGUCGCUCUCUAGCUCCACCUCCAACCUAUUUUCAUUUUCCAAAAAUCUACGCUGGCGUCCCGACAACUUUGACAACUUUGACAACUUUGACAUUUCCUUUUUCCCUCCAGUCUACAAAUCAGAUAAACGAAUCAUUCUAGCUGAGGAAAUGAUUUUAUAAAAAUGAAGUUAUUUAUUCAUAACUAUCAUAAAUUUCUCAAGAGACUUGCUCAUUUUGCGGACGGAGAAAUCACAACGGCCCUAGAAAAAAAACCACACCCCCUCGCACUAUGUAUCAAAAUCUAAUUUUCCAGCUCCAUCUGCCAGAGUGCGCUCGCUCGCUCGCUCGUUAGGAAGAGGUGUUAGAAUGUAAUCCCGAGUAACGAGAGGAAGUGACCCCGGAGCACAACGUUUUAUGGGCGUAAGAAGACGGAUGUUGAUGUCUGAUAGCCAGCAGUUACUGAUUCUCCCAACAGUCUCAAGUAAUAAAAGGUGGUUUUAACGGUGUGACAUUCACAAUAGGUAAAAUAAACAUGCGGUCAUUGUGAGCCCUGGCGAGUUUGCAGUGGGGCAGUGUGAACCCUAUUGACACGCAUCGGCUCCGCAGUGAGGCAGCUGACUGUUGUUGUGUACCUGCAGCGGUCACAUGCGCUCCACCGGCCAGGCCAGUGUCAUGAGGGACAAGUUGCAGGUGUUGGACGGUCCGCCAUUGACACAAGAUCUGUGUCAGCCAAGCAUGUCAAAACAAGCCUGCCUCUGACUUUUAAACCCGUUACUCCUAUGUUUGAUUUUAAAGGUUUAAAUAAGAAUAUUUUUCCGUCCUCUGUUUCCAGGAAAUUAGAUUAGAGUCUAAGUGGUUCGACUCCACAUGAGAAGUUGUCUCAGUCUAGAUUGGUCCCUUGCAGUCAGGCACUUUUGAAGCAGUGGUACCCACUUAUCACCUUCCAUUGUUUGUGUGUGUGUGUGUGUAUGUGUGUGUGUGUGUGUGUGUGUGUGUGUGUGUGUGUGUUUGUUUGACUCUCUACUCACUUGACGGGUACUUGUUCGCAUUUGCUCUCUAUUUUGUGGCUUUGACAUGUGUAAACUGCUUUUCCCACAGUUGAACGGACAUGAUCGACUGCGAUAUUAACGUUUAAGUUGCGGGCUUUGCUCAUAGAAAACAUAACGAAUCAAGCGGUGCCUAAAUGAACAGCCAGCCACCAGGGGGGCUAUACAGAUGUCUCGGCUUCACUUCCGUUUGCUACUAGGAGAUGCACUGUGAACAAGGUUUGAUACUCUGUACUACGGGCACAUCGUGGUCUGUACUAAUAAAGUCUUUCUAUUUUAAGGCGCAGUGUGUAGGAUUUGGCGACAUCCAGCGGGGGAGGUUGCAGAUUGCAACCGGCUGAAACUUCCCCUGUGUGCCAAGCGCGUAGGAAAACCACGAUGGGCGACGCGAAAAACGUUAAAAAACGUGAAUGGUCCUAUCUAGCUAGUGUUUGGUUUGUCCGUUCUGGGCUACUGUAGCAACAUGGCGGCCGGCUCCGUGAAGAGGACCCACAAUGUAUGUAGACAUAAGCGUCUCGUUCUAAGCUCACAAAAAUGCAACAAUUCCGAUUUUUAGGUGGCUAUACAAAACAGAAACCACUUAUUAAUAGAUCCCCCUAAAUGCCACACACUGUCCCUUUAAGACAACACAGAAUCAUCAGCGGGAGCUUUGUGUUUAAAGUUCAGUUACAGAGGCGUUCCCGUAAAAGACAGAGAGGAGGAAAGAUGGAGAAACAAAGGCAGACGCAGGGAGAGUUGGUGAGAGCGGGGAUCAGUAGUCAUGGCUACAUGAAAGGUUGCAGGAGCCGGCCAUUUAGAUGGAUUACAGUAGCGCAGCUUCCCUUUUCAUCUCACUCAGAGGGUUGUAUCUGGAAGGGGGGGGGGGGGGGGGGAAGCAAAUUGGUUCCCAUCAUGCUUAGCAAGUGCUGCUCGGUCUCCCUCUGAUGGCUGUUUCCACAGUGUGUACGAGAGGAACGUUUACGCUGAGCUUGAAGCCAGCUCUCACAGUCUAUCUCAUCCUCCUCCGAGAGCGACAAGAACCACAAACAGGCUCAUCCGUGGCACUACGCUCGGCAGCUUUCUCCAGACAUCGCGAUAUCUGUGUCGCAAAUGCGCAGCUGUUCAGUGGACACCAAAUAAGACGAGAACGGGGCAAAAUAAAGAGAUUUCACGACUGAUUAGAAAAUGAAAGUGAACCACAGUGCUGUUUGCUCUCACUGCAGUCUAGACUCAAACUUAAUCAUGUCAGACAGUCGGCAGUAAUUCCACUUGUGUCAUUGUUUCAUGAACUACUGUUGGAAUAAGACACGAUGAGGCAGACAUCUACGCUAAUACCAAAUGAAUCGGAUUCAGUGUUGGGUUGAUUUGUACCAGUAACAGAAUACAUUUCCUCAGCGGCACACAUGGCAGUCGAGAUAAGCAGUUGGAAGACAGCAAUUUUCAAUUUUUGGGAAUUGUUAAAAAACAGUGUUAGUCAGUUAUCAUGAUAGCUUUAUUGACCGGUGAAGACCACGAGAUGUGGUUGAAAGCUCUGGAAAAGUGGACCUUAAGUUGACAUUUUUCUUGUCAAACAACAAAACAAAUGAGCACUCAAUUGACGUAUUAAAUCAAAAAGAGAUUAAAAUAAUUAGGUGCAGCCACAGAUGUUUGGGUAUUUCUUUUCUAAAAUCAAAUUUUCUUAUAAUUUUACAAAAUAAUUUGAAUAAAAAAAUACAGUUCAAUAAAUACAAUCAAAAUAUAUUAACAUUUUUAUUUUUAUUUACAAAAAGAAAUGAUAAGAAAAUAAGUUUAUGGAUUCAAAAUACAUUUGUGGCUGCAGCUAAUUCUUUUUUUUAAAUCACUGAUUAAUCUAUCUUUUUCUUUUCAAUUAGUUCUUUAGUUGAGUGUUAAUUGUUGAACCUGGAAGUGGUACUUUGACAUGAAAAAUCUCUCUUUACGUCCACUUACUAGCUUUUUCAAGAGCAUUUCAAAUGCAUCUCAUGGUCUUCAUUGGUAAAUAAUUAAAGUUUUCAUGACAGCUGUGCUAACUCUAUCCACUGAUGAAGACGGUGAGAUGCAAUUGUAAGAUUAAAGAUUAGGUCCACAUGUGAAAAAAAGUUGUUGAUGUCUGAGUUUAAAUCAGAAAUCUGAGAAUGAACUCAGUUUAAUCUAAUUUUGUUAUUUUAUAUAAAAAUAAAAGUUUAAAGAAUUAACAUUUAAAACUCUUUGUUACUGAGGAGAUUUGGAAAAGGGGGGAAAAAUAUGUUUUUGGAAUUGAAAGGUUUGUGUGUAAUGUGAAAAGUCUGGUAAUGGAUCACAAAUACGGUAGCCCCUAUUUAUGAGGUUGCACUACAAAAACAUUUAAAAAGAAAGAUUUAAUGAAAUUCAAAUGUAUUAAUUACAAACAAAUUAAAUUAAACAGAACAAACAAAAGCAUGUCCCUUGUUUAGAAGCAAAUUAACUUAAAGGAUUCUGGAACAGCAACACUAAAAUCAAAUACCAUUUAUUUUUAACAAGCAUUUUAAUCUUCCCUAUUUUUCAUAUCCGUCUUGAUUCUAGAAAAUUCCUGAAACAAUCAAACUGAAAGCUAUAUUUUACAGGUGUUUAACAAAUUAAUUACAAAUAUUUAUGUUAUAUAUUAUUAAAAUAAAUAACUAAUUAUAGCGUAAUGCUUCUCUGACAAAAGUUUUCACUUCUAGUCGCAAAAUCGGUGUUUGGAAUCUUGACAUUUAAAAGCAUGUGGUGAGUGCAUGGGUAAUUGUGGAUGAUAAGGACGGUCUGUUUUCACGCUGCAGGGACGCCCCCCCCCCCCCCCCCACCCGCCUGCCAGUCAUGUACCUGCGUCUUUCUGACUGAUGGUGAUGUAGAUGUGUCUGUGUGACCGUAUACGCAUGCCCCCUGGAUAAAUGAUCACCAAUCGCCAUCGGAAGAUGAAGGACAAGUCUGGCGUGAGCGGAAUGUCCGUGGAUGAGAAGCCUGAAGCCCCCAUGUAUGUGUAUGAGUCGACAGUUCAUUGUACCAAUAUCCUCCUCUGCCUCAACGACCAGCGGAAGCAGGAUAUCCUGUGCGAUGUGACUGUCCUGGUGGAGGGCAAGGAGUUCCGCGGGCACCGGUCCGUGCUGGCCGCCUGUAGCGAGUACUUCCUCCAGGCGCUGGUGGGCCAGGCGGAGAAUGGCUUGGCCGUUAGCCUUCCGGAAGAGGUCACUGCCAGGGGAUUCGCUCCAUUGUUGCAGUUUGCCUACACUGCUAAGCUGUUACUCAGCAGAGAAAACAUCCAGGAGGUCAUCCGCUGUGCCGAAUUCCUGCGCAUGCACAACCUCGAGGACUCCUGCUUUCGCUUCCUGGAAGCUCAGCUGCGCAGCGAGGAGGAUGGCUUGCUGCUCUGCCACAAGGUGGCGGCGGAGGUUAACAACUCGGAGGAUGAGAGCAUGCAGUCGGAGGCGGAAAAGCCCGCCUCCCCCAAGGUGCGACGGUGUGCCGACGCCCUCGCCUCCUUUGGACACCCUGACGAUGAUCGGCUAGCAAUUGCCAUUCCCAGUAACUUCACAGAUGGCCGGCUGGACUUUGAUCGGCACGGAGCGUCAGACCUGCCGCGAUGCCCAAAGUACAGGAAAUACCAGUGGGCUUGCAACAAGCACAAUAAUGACACCUCCUCACACACCAGUACCUCAGGUUUUCCAAGCACAUUAAAGGAGAGCAGUGUUAGCGGGGCAGUUCCGGGUCAGGGUAGGCUGCCUUUGGCACAGAUCAAAGUUGAACCGCAGGCAGAGGAAGAGGCCGUCUCAUUGUGCCUGUUAGGGGACGAGCAGGAAGUCAGGGAUAAGGACAGUGAGACAGCCAUGGAGAUGGACACCCCCAUAUCUGUGGAAAGAACCAAGAGAACCAAGUCCCCUCCCUGCCUCCGAGCCUUCUUCAAGAAAGGGGUGGACCUCCCCAGUCUGCCCGACACAUCACAGCAGCUAUUCGCCAACAGACUUGCCUGCCCCCAGGACAAAGGAAACUCUCAGGGAGAUCAUAAAAAAGACUUCAUGCCUUUCACUGGGGAGCUGUGUCUGUCUGUUACAUCCCCAAAGGAUGUGGACGGUUUCCCUGCAGGGUUGUCCCUCAAGUCCGCCUCCUGCGAUGGGGUCUGCAAACAGGAAGCUGAGCUAGAUCGCCGUAGUGUCAUAUUUUCCUCAGGGGCCUGCAACCGUCUGGGAACCCCAGCACAUUCCUACCCUGGUGGGAACUCUUUGGAGAUGGAGCUCUCUGAGCACAUGCCAAAGAGCCUGUGGGCGGGAGCCAGCCAGUCCCUCCCCACCUCCCAGACCUAUUCUCCCAAUGCCACCUCCACCGAGCCCCCACUCCUGUGCUGCCCACGACCCAACACCAGCUGCCCAGUGCCAAUCAAAGUGUGCCCGCGCUCGCCGCCUUGUGAGACACGCACCAGGACUUCCAGCUCCUGCUCUUCGUACUCCUACGCGGAGGAUGGCAGCGGAGGCUCCCCCUGCAGCCUGCCCCAGUUCGAGUUCUCCUCCUCGCCAUGCUCCAACGUGGCACGCUGCCUCAAUGUGGACCAGCAGGAGCAAAGUGUGGGCGGGGAUGCCCUUUUUAACCAGGUGCGGCCCAAGAUCAAAUGUGAGCAGUCCUACGGCACCAACUCCAGCGACGAGUCGGGCUCCUUCUCAGAGGGAGACAGCGAGUCCUGCCACGUACAGGAUCGAGGGCCAGAGGUGAAGCUGCCUUUCCCCGUCGAUCAAAUCACGAAUCUUCCACGGAACGACUUCCAAAUGUUGGUGAAAAUGCACAAACUGACCUCGGAGCAGCUCGAGUUCAUCCACGACGUGAGGCGGCGGAGCAAGAACCGCAUCGCGGCGCAGCGCUGCCGCAAGAGGAAGCUCGACUGCAUCAUGAACCUGGAGUGCGAGAUCAGGAAGCUGGUGUGCGAGAAGGAGAAGCUGCUGACGGAGAGGAACCAGCUGAAGGCGUGCAUGGGCGAGCUGUGGGAGAACUUCUCCUGCCUGUCGCAGGAGGUGUGCCGGGACGUCCAGCUGAGCCCCGAGCAGGUCCAGUCCCUGCACCACUACUGCCCGGUGCUGCGGCCCGCCAACGACGCCCACGAGCCCAAGCCCGCCACCGCCAACAACAACACCGACACCACCAGCAUCGACCUCACCGGCCGCUCGGCCUCGGCCACGCCGGAACCCAGCCUCCACGGGUCACCCGGCGGCCCCUCGGAGAGCGAGCCCGACUCGGCCGUCAGGAACGGGGCGGAGGACGGGGACAUGGACGGCCAGGACGCCGGCUUGUACACAAAGUCGGGGCUGUCCGUGGAAAAGUCCAACCAGGCGGUGACGGUGGAUUUUUGCCAGGAAAUGACUGACAAAUGUACGACUGACGAGCAGCCAAGGACGGACUAAGUAGCGGGCGGUUCUCUGUGUUGUAUUUUUUAUUUAAUUUUACUCUUCUGACAAACCCCCCUCUCUCUCGGGGGUCGCUGAGAAGGUCAGCCUCUGCCAGUGUUCACUGAAAAACAAGCUUUGUUUGUAUUUAUGUCUUUUUUUUUUUUUUUCUUUUUUUUUUUUUUUUUUUGAACGGUCGACACUAAAGUUGUCUUAACAGCAGCAAUACUGUUCUCCAGGUAUUCUCUUACCAUGACAGAGUGGGAACUUCUCACCAAAACGCGUACAAUGGUGCUAUACUCGCCCCGACAGCAACCUCUGCGGAGGAGAUUCUGUUCUCCUCGAGUCACAACUCAAAGUUAAACCUCAUCGGACCUAAACAGCAGCUCUCUUUGUCUUUCUCUGGUGUACCGACAGUAUCUCUGUUCCUGCCUUUUCUCUUUCAGCUUUUUUUUUUUCACCCACUCUCUCUCUCUCUAUCGAUCUUCUCUACCUCUCUCUGUCUCUUUCUUCUCUCUCGGUUCUACUAUCGCUAUAUCUCAGUGGCCCUUUUCGUCACAGCAAUUCAAACUCAGGAAAAACAACAACAACAAAAAAAAAAAAAAUGAAAGAAAUCCUCUGAAUGUUCAACCUAAUUCAUGAAAAAUGAGAACACAGCUUCUGCACACACGGUGGAAGUCGGGACGCAGCCAGACGGUAAAAUGUUCAUAUGCAAAAAAAGAAACAAAAAAAAGAAAAUGUCUCCGCGCGUCUGCCGUUUGUAUUUCCGUGCGGGAGAACUUUGUACAGGCUGUAACCUGAAAACAUUCCUCCUUUGCCUUCCUCAGCACUGAAUUGAAAGGAAAACGUUUUUUUUGUUGUUUUUUUGCAGGCGGUUAAAUGGCUAUUUUUUAUUUCCCACUCAUCAGCAAUACCAUUGUAUUUGGAUGUUGUUCCGGUGACUUUCAAGUGCUUGUUUGGCAGAAAUGUACAUAGUAUGGAGCAUGAUGACUGUAACAGUGGUUUUGUACAGGUAGAGGCUUAGAUGUUUCUUUUUUGUUUUCUUUUUUGUCACACGGGGUUAUAUCAAGCACCUUUUUCUAUUCUUUCUUUUUUUUUUUUGUUUGCUGAGGGAAAAUCUUUGCUUUUUUGCUGUUUCCUGUCCAGCCUAACGAACACCCAACCUUUCAAGGUGAGUGUUCUUAUACUCAGGAAAUCGGCUUGAUACACAUGCAGACACACACGUGCAGCACACACAGACACACGCGUCAACACGCGUGUGAAAUUCUGGAGCCCCCCCAUGCAUGUUUAAAAGUUAGACCUUCAAAACUCCUCUUUAAAUGUGAAAAAAACUAAAACAGAGUUCUGCCUUGUGUCGUUCGGAGGAAAUCUCAUUUCUUGUCAUUUCAAGUAUUUGAAAGACGCUAUUCGUGUUUACACUCUCGACAGACAUGCUGCGGUGUUACAAAUAUAAAAUGCAAAAAAGCACAGCCAACAUAGAAGUGAUGGGUAGAAUUUUAUCCCGGAUGGAAAAAAAUGAACACAAAAUAUUGACUUAAAUCAGGCACUUUGUUUCCAGCCCCAAGCGCUCAGAGCCAUUUAGCACUUCAACUUCGUCUUUGUGUCGGACCCCUUUAAAAAGUCUCAGACUGGAGCACUUAGAUUGGCACUUCAAGAUGAAAACAUCUCGUUGAUGUGAUUAAAUAAUCACACAAUUCAAAAAGUAUCUCUAUGAAGAAGCCACGUAUGAAACCCUAAACGUCAAAAGAAGCUAAUGUUUCAGUAUAAGGAAUUGAAUAAGCUAACUCGGAUUUCAUUUUGACGUGAAAGCAGUGUACGUGUCGUCCGAGUGAUUGAGUAACAAUCAUAUUAAGAUAGUAACACGUUUUUGCCCUAAACUGUGCAUUCGUUUGAGCGUCCUCCUUUGAGACGUGCAUGCAUGCCGCCUACAGCCGUAGGCCUAGUUAGUUUGUCUAGCUUAUGUUCGUAAGUUCCCUCCGGAGCUUUUGAAAAUGAUAUUUUAUUUUGUUGGAAUGUGAAGCUUUAUUCAUCACUCUUUUUUUUUUAAAGCCCCAAUCCAAAAUGGCGACCGCCCCGUUCGCUCAAUUGAGAACUGAAGCUAAUGUGGCUAACCUGUUGGCUAGCCGCUGUUCCCCUAGCUUCUGUACAUCGGCGUCAUCUCUUUCUUUCUCUGCUCUCUUUCUGGAAAUAGAGAGACGUGAUCCCGAAGUUUAGUAUCCUCGCUAUGCUUUACUUUACUAUACACACCGGGGGCGUGACGAAUAUACGGCAUGGAAGAUACUCGCCUGCGAAAGUGACGCAUCAAAACUUUUCCUACCAUUUCAAUAAAAGGUUCGAAUGGAGCGUCUUAACUAAAUUGAUGAUUAGCCGAAGCUCCUGUAAGCUGUUUUAUUAAGUUUUCUUUUAGCAAAAUGCUAAUCUGAUUAUAUGUCUAGGGCUUUUAUUGUGAAAGGUAAGAACAGAAGAAGUGGAUCUGGUCUGCCUCUGCGUUUGUCAAGAUUGAAAGGAGUGACAAAGGUUGCCGUCUUGAUUCGGACUACGGAGCCACCAUGUUGUUGUACACCGGAAUGGACGUUUAGAGUAUAUCCGUUCCGCGCAACCUGAUUGGUUGAAGCCUUCAUUUGCGGUGCGAAAGCUAAGAAAGAUUGGGAAAAAACUUACGCCGCCAGAAAAUAUAUUGACGUGCAAAUUAACCGCACGAAGAAGAAAAACAAAUGCCCCCGGUGUGUAUUCCUCUUAAAGAUUAUUCUUAAGCUAAUUCCUAAAACAAAAAUCUAUUUUAGUCGGCCAACUAAAUCUGGGAUUGGGGCUUUAAAGUGUGGAUGAAAUGUUUGGAAAUGUUUUCCCCCUGACUUUAACUGAUGUAAAUCUUAAAAGUUUAAAAAUUUGAUGUCUCGUGUGAGACUGUUUCUGUUAUGCAGCCGAACAGAGUAAGUGUAUUUUAUAAACCUGUCUUUAAAUUCUUAAACGACUGGUACAGUGACCCAUAUAUGCACAGACACACACACACACACAUGCGCAGGUAUUCAUACAACACACACACACACACACACAGUACAUAGCGCGGAGCAGUAGUAGUUUUUUUUGUGGAACCAUCACAGAAGCUUCUUUUCUGCAAACGUUAUGCAACUCAUUUUCUAUGCGCAUAUACUUUUUCAUUUGCUUGAUCUUGAAAUUGAGGAAGCCCUCUUUCUGUCUGGAGAAAAUGAAUGUGUGUUGCAGCAAAAACUAUUGCCUCUGGGUGUCUCCUCAGAUGUCCUAACAACACCACCAAGACCACGUUCUUGUUUUUGCAUACAGCAGAAUUUUCUUUGAUACCUGUGGAAUGUUGAUAAUUCACCUUAACAAACCCCUUCGAUCCCUGUAGAGCUAUGAUGAUUGGAUAAACAGAGGCUCUCGAAGCGCUCUCUGCAGUCAGAAAAGCUUUUCGUCUAGACCUCUAAGCUCCCCGCAGUCUUGCUCGCUUGCUUGCUCCAACACCGACUGUUUGGUCAAAGUGCAGUAACAGGCGUCCCUUAACGACACGUCCGCUGUUGUUAAAGGUGGUCGGUUCAAGGUUAAAAAAAUGAAUAAGUUCAAAUAAAAUUCUCACUUACGUCUUGUGGCAUCUGGUCAUGCAGGGAGUAUGUUUUUUAUUUGGUGCAGCCUGUUACUCUGGAUAAUCACACUGCUGUGAACAGUAUUUUGAUUUCGUCAGGCAAACUCAAAACUUUGGUGAAUAAAACCCAAACCCAUAUGCAUGGCUAGAUACAACUAUGAGUUAAGCGAGAAAAUCUGAUUUUUUUUUUUUAUCAUUUUGGGUGUCACUCUUGUGCAGAUAUAUUUUGGACUUGCUUUGUUUGGCCACUUGGGGGCAGCAGAACAAG